AGCAUAAAUGCUAACUCAAUACGGUGUUCAUCUGUCUUACACAGUAGUGAAUAACGACUGCAAGUCCUUCAUAGCGGCGUCGUAAUUAUAUAUGUAGGAAUAUAAUCUGUAUUAAUUUUUGAUUUCAGGUUCUAUUUUAAGUUUAGUGUCCGUUGACUGCUAACUAGUAUGUCCGAAUGCUGGUUAAUUUUCAGUGCAGUUGUGACAAGAAGAUUAACUUUUGAUACAGUGGAUUUAUUUAUUUACAUAAAGUUGUUUUAACAUGGGACGAAAGAACCAUGGCAAAUUUCAGCGCGGUGAAAACAAGGGGAAAGACAAACGUCAUAAAAUGAAGGGGAAAACUUUAGAAAGUUUUACAGAAGAAGUGCACACUGCUUUCCAAGCAAGUCUUCACCCAGAAGAAGGAGCAGAGGCUCCACAGGUGAAGCUGCCUUGUCCACUUGCCAUGUGGGACUUGGGUCACUGCGAUCCGAAACGUUGCACUGGCAGAAAGUUGGUUCGGAAAGGCUUUGUUCAGAAUCUGCGUCUCAACCAAAGAUUUAAUGGACUUAUACUGAGUCCAAUGGGUGUAAAGUAUGUGACGCCAGCUGACAGAGAAAUUGUCGCUCACAGUGGACUUGCAGUGAUUGAUUGUUCGUGGGCCAAACUAGAAGAGACACCAUUCAAUAAGAUGAUUGGAAGUCAUCCUAGAUUACUUCCCUAUCUUGUAGCAGCAAACCCUGUCAACUAUGGAAAGCCCUGCAAGUUAUCCUGUGUGGAGGCUUUUGCAGCCACAUUCUGCAUUGUUGGCUUCAAAGAAUUGGCAAUGCUUCUGUUAAAGAAAUUCAAGUGGGGGAACGGCUUCCUGCAGCUGAAUAAAGUUCUUCUUGAUCGCUAUGCGGAGUGUCAGUCUGAGGAAGAGCUGCUCUGUGUAGAGAAAGAGUUCCUCAUGUCUAAACCAGAAGAGGAAGAGUUUGAUCCAUUUGAUGUUAAUUCUGGGGUUGAAUGUAUGAAUCUCAAUCGACGUCAAUGUGCUCCUGAGGAUGAUGAAUCGGGUGAGGACAGCGACAUGUCGGAAGAUGAAGAUGAAAACGAAGAUGGCGAUGAAGAUUCAAAAACAUCCUGUAAUCAACAAGAAGAGGACUGAAUAAAAAUAUAUUUAAAAAUGUU
Oryzias latipes (Japanese medaka) is the source of this 1149-nucleotide messenger RNA. RefSeq names its product TSR3 ribosome maturation factor (gene tsr3). Lineage: Eukaryota; Metazoa; Chordata; Actinopteri; Beloniformes; Adrianichthyidae. The record is from RefSeq and is a predicted model, not a curated record. Gene Ontology annotation, biological process: maturation of SSU-rRNA. Gene Ontology annotation, molecular function: rRNA small subunit aminocarboxypropyltransferase activity.